UGUGAAAGGAAAAAGAGCCACAAAUUGUGUGGAUAAGUGAGUGAAUAAAGAUGGGCAUCUUUUUCCAAGUCUUUUUAGCACCUCCCUCUCUCUUCACUUGUUUGUUUUUCUUUAUCUUAGUGAGGGAGAGAGAGUUGCAGACAGCCAUGGAUAUUGUGUCCGAUCACAUAUUAUUAGACUGAAGAAGAAAUCACACACACAAUUUCACAAAACAUGCACCACAGUCUAUAUCUAUGCCCACUACUCUCUUCAUACAUAAAUUCAAAUUACUUGAAUUAAAUCCUGGGCUCUUCCGAUCACUGAUAUUACUAGGUUAUAGUCAACCACAACAGUUUUCAUCACUCAUCUCUUUUACAGCGUGUUUUCAUAAAAUAUAAGCUCCGAUCAUCAUCAUCAUCGAUGGCGACUUACUACCACGGCAAUUCUGAAAUCCAAGCCGGCGGCGGAGGCGACGGUCUACAGACGCUGAUUCUCAUGAAUCCCGCCUACGUCGGAUACUCCGACAACCCCCAACCCAGCAGCAACUUCGUAUUCCUCAAUUCCAACCCUUCCUCCCUCCACCACGCGCCGCCGCCGCCGCAGCAACAUUUUGUCGGCGUCCCCCUCAACACCACCACCACCGUCGCUGCCACCACCUCCGCCCCCGCUCAGGACCACUUCCUCCCCCGCGUCCCCUACAACCUCUACAACCUCCCCAUGGAGGCGCGUGACGUCACACGCGCCGCCCCUCAGGGUCUCUCCCUGAGCCUCUCCUCCCAGCAGCCCCAGUACGCGUCCUUCACCUCCAGGGAGGUCCCGAGCCAGCCCCUAGUCACCGCCGUGUCCUCGCCGCCGCGCUGCGACGACGUGAGGGUGUCCGGCGGGUCGCCGUCGUCGGCGUCGGGGGUUUCCAACGGCGUGCAGAGCGUUUUACUCAGCUCUAAGUAUCUCAAGGCCGCGCAGGAGAUUCUCGAUGAAGUGGUUAACGUCGGUAAGGGAGGCAAGGCCGCCGCCGCGGAAUCGUCCAAGCCGGCGAAGAGCAGCGGUGAUUCAGCGGCCGCGAGCGGAGACGGACAGAGCGGAGGAGAUAGCUCCGCGAAACGUGGUGCGGAGCUGAGCACAGCGGAGAGACAAGAAAUUCAGAUGAAAAAGGCGAAGCUGGUUAACAUGCUCGAUGAGGUGGAGCAGAGGUACCGACAGUACCACCAGCAGAUGCAGAUGGUGAUCUCGUGGUUCGAGCAGGCGGCCGGAAUGGGGUCGGCGAAGACAUACACAGCUCUGGCGCUGGAGACCAUAUCGAAGCAGUUCCGGUGCUUGAAAGAUGCGAUUCUAGGACAGAUUCGAGGGGCGAGUAAGAGCUUAGGCGAAGAAGAGAGUUUGGAAGGGAAGAUGGAAGGUUCUAGACUCAAAUACGUGGACAACCAAAUCAGGCAACAGAGAGCCUUGCAGCAAUUGGGAAUGAUCCAGCACAAUGCUUGGAGACCCCAGCGAGGCUUGCCCGAGCGAUCUGUUUCCGUCCUCCGCGCCUGGCUCUUCGAGCACUUCCUCCACCCCUAUCCAAAGGACUCGGAUAAGCUCAUGCUUGCCAAACAGACCGGCCUCACCCGAAGCCAGGUGUCAAAUUGGUUCAUCAACGCCCGAGUCAGGCUAUGGAAGCCUAUGGUAGAGGAAAUGUACAUGGAGGAAAUCAAGGAGCAGGACAAGGCGAACGGAACCUCCGAGGACAAGGCCGACCAAGAAAAAUCCCAACAGCACAACAAUAACAUCUCCACGUCUCCGACCGCCACAGCCAUGGUGGCCGGGGGAUUCAACCUCUCCGAAAUCGACUCCAUCACUCAAGGAGCCAGCCCCAAGAAGCAAAGAAUGGCCGACACCGACACAAAGCCCCCUCCCGACGUGGACAGCGACGCCAUGACCAUCAAAUUCGGGGACAGGCAGGGCAGAGACGGGACGGGGUUCACCCUGAUGGGCGCCCCCACCAACUUCAUAGGCGGGUUCGGGUCGUACCCGAUGGGAGAGCUGGGGAGGUUCGGAGCGGAGCAGUUCCAAACGACGCCGUAUUCAGGGAACGGAGUGUCGCUGACGCUGGGGCUGCCGCACUGCGACAACAUAUCGAUGUCCGGGGCGCACCAGAGCUUCCUGCCUAAUAAUCAGUCGAUGCAGUUAGGCAGAGGAGUGGAGAUGGGAGAGGCCAAUGAUUUCGUGGGGAUGAACGCGGCGGCAGCGGCGGCCAAUGGGAAUGUGUACGACAACAUCAACAUACAGAACCGGAAGCGGUUCGCGGCGCAGCUGCUGCCGGACUUUGUGGCUUGAAUUUGAAAUUCAUACAUACGCAAUUUCCCUAAAAGGUAAAAGGUUUAGGUUGAUCUACACCAUUGUUAUUGCUAGUGUAGACAAUGAAACAAAGGUUUUAGAUAGUACUCCAUAUUUUAUACUAAUAUAGUUUUAUCUAUCUACUUAUAAUAUAUAUGUAUGUAUACAUUUUCAAGAACAGCGUUAGGAUCUUAGAGAGAUCAUGUGGUUGGUUGGGGAUUGUAUAUUAAUUUUGUUUCCUGCAGAUAAAUAGAUGAUGAUUGUGAUAAUGUAAUGUGGAGAAACUUGUUUAUUUUGGAUGGUAUACAAACAAUAAAGAGUGGUUUCACAUUUUUCCUGA
Messenger RNA from Salvia hispanica, 2632 nucleotides. Its product is annotated as BEL1-like homeodomain protein 1. The record is from RefSeq and is a predicted model, not a curated record. NCBI's taxonomy places the organism in Eukaryota, Viridiplantae, Streptophyta, Magnoliopsida, Lamiales, Lamiaceae. Gene Ontology annotation, molecular function: DNA binding. Gene Ontology annotation, biological process: regulation of DNA-templated transcription.